AUGCCUCGGGAAACUGCUCCCGAGGCGAAGGCGUCAGUUGUUGCGCUCUUGUCAGAAGGUUUGUCCCUGAGGAAGAUUCAGGAACGCCUUUUGACGCUUGGAAUUGUAAUCAGCAAGUCGACCGUUAGCAACAUCAGCCAUGAACAAAAGAGAAUCGCAGCUGGCUGGACGAAGCCCGCAAAACGGCUCGGCGCGCAAAACCUCCCUUCUUCCCGGACAAAACCCGUAAUCGCAAAGGUCAAGAAGGCUGUGUCCAGGCAGAAUCCAGAGACGCAAACAAGGAUUGCUAAGAGACUGGGGAUAGCACGCAGUACAAUGCAAAAGAUUCUUUCUGAAAAUCUUCAGCUGAAAAGGAGGAAGAAGCGAAAAGUUCACGUCCUCACUGAGAAGCAGAAGCAGCAGCGCUACGAUCGGGGAAAGGUGUUCAUUUCCUAUCUGGGGAUGUUCAAAGUCCGGAUGAUAUUUACCAUGGAUGAAACAUGGGUCACAUUAGAUGAUUUUAAUGUGCAAACGGACUUUUACUACGCGGGCGGGGAAAUGGAAGUGCCGGACGACUGGAAGAAAAAGCCAACUAAGCGCUGGCCACAAAAAGUCAUGAUUGCUGUUGGAAUUUGCUGGAACGGAAUGUCGCGGGCCUAUUGCGUGGAUGGAAAAGCCAAAGUAGACGCAAAAUACUUUGUGAACGAGAUUUUGUCAAAAAUGGUCAACUAUGAUAUCCCCCGGCUCUAUGGCGCCCACGCGAAGGACGUCAUCCUCCAUUUCGACAACGCCCGUAGUCAUACUGCAAAGGUCACGCAGCAGUGGCUGAAAUCGAACGAGGUAAAGUAUGUUCCGCAGGAACAUUGGAUGGCCAACAGCCCUGACUUAUCUCGGUUGGACUACGGAAUCAGUGGAAUUUUUAAGCAAAUUUUUGGUGGCAGGAAGGCUACCACGGUGGGUGGGUUGAGCCGAAUUGUGAAGCAGGUGUGCUCUAGUUUUGAUCUCAGUGUUAUUCGUAAUACUCUCCAAUCGUGGAAUCCCCGAGUGCAAAAGAUGUUGGAUACCUUUGGUGAUCAUGUAGAAAUUUAA
Messenger RNA from Paramacrobiotus metropolitanus, 1068 nucleotides. RefSeq lists its product as uncharacterized. Gene Ontology annotation, molecular function: nucleic acid binding. The transcript has a single exon. Lineage: Eukaryota; Metazoa; Tardigrada; Eutardigrada; Parachela; Macrobiotidae. The coding region runs from base 1 to 1068 and encodes 355 amino acids. The record is from RefSeq and is a predicted model, not a curated record.